Messenger RNA from Aplysia californica (California sea hare), 1861 nucleotides. Its product is annotated as cytochrome P450 3A24-like. The transcript has 7 exons. The record is from RefSeq and is a predicted model, not a curated record. The coding region runs from base 113 to 1861 and encodes 582 amino acids. Lineage: Eukaryota; Metazoa; Mollusca; Gastropoda; Aplysiida; Aplysiidae. Gene Ontology annotation, molecular function: heme binding; iron ion binding; oxidoreductase activity, acting on paired donors, with incorporation or reduction of molecular oxygen.
UUGUUGUUGUUGUUGUUUUUGUUUCAUAACAUUUGUUGGUCAAAUGAAUGUUUGUUGUAUGUCCAAUUUCAGAGCCAAAUAAAUCCAGAAGCUCCAUCAGUAAACGAUCAACAUGGAGGUGUCAGCUCUGACCUUGACCUUGAUCUUGAUCUGCCUGGUCCUCCUACUGCUGCUCUACGUCUGCUACAUGUCCAGCACACACGGGAUCUUCCGGAAACUGGGCAUACCAGGACCCACGCCCUGGCCUGUGUUUGGAAACUUCGUGGCUGAAGCCAGGGCUGGUAUCAUUCACUAUCAUGACGACUUGUACUUUAGGUACAAACAUGAAAAGGUGUAUGGUUUCUACCGAGGCAAGUUGCCCAUCCUGACAAUACGCGAUCUGGACAUGAUCAGAGACAUCUGCGUGAAGCACUUCAAUUGCUUCGUCAACAGAACGACCUUCAGUAAUGAUGAACCUUUCAAGAACGGGCUCACAGAAGCACAAGGUAGGAGUGAAACAUUGCUGGAGUGCCACUGUGUAGUUGGAAAACAUGAACAUUGGAAAACCAUCCGCACCACCAUCAGCCCAACGUUCAACACCGUCUGGCUAAGGCGGAUGUACGGACACAUUGAGAGCAGCACCAGACGUCUGUUGGAUCACUUGAAGAAGAAACAGGAGAGGAACGAGCCGGUGGAGCUGAAGGAGGUCCUGUCUCACUUCAACAUAGACGUCAUCGCCAGCACGGGCUUCGGCGUGCACACCAACUCUCUCGAGAACCCGAAUAACCAGUUCGUCAAAGAAGCUGAGAGAAUCAUGCGCAGCAUAGGGCGAAUCUUUUUUAUCAGCACUUUCUUAGAUUUCAUGAAGCCUGUCCUGACGUUUCUCGGAAUAUCGAGCUUACCUCGAGCGUCCCUGGACUUUUUCUCUCGCUUCGUCGACGUGGCCAUUCAGGAGAGAAAGCACGAGGGCCCUGGGGCGGGUUCGAAGAGGCACGACUUUCUCCAGCUGAUGAUGGAGGCGGAAGAAGACAAGCCAGGAGAGGAAAACGACAACAUGACAGAGGAAGAGGCAAGGGCGCUCAACACUCACAGAAGAAGCAAGCCAGGGCUCAGCCUGGGCGACAUGCAGGAUGAAAUGACAGAUGAUGAUGAUGAUGAUGAUGAUGAUGAUGAUGAUGAUGAUGAUGAUGAUGAUGGUUGUGGUCGUGAUGGUGGUACAAUGAAGGAGAUUGACCAACCCUGCAGGAACAGAUCACCCCUGUAUCGUACAUUCUUUCACCAGGGACAAGCCAUCCUCUUCACCAUGGCCGGCUACGAGACGGUGACGAAUGUCAUGACCUUCACCUUGUUCCUCCUGGCCAUGAACCCAGAGUGUCUCCACAAGGCACAGGCGGAAGUGGACGAAGUUCUGGGCGGAAAGUUCCCGGAUUACGACGACAUACAGUCUCUGAAGUACUUGGAUAUGUGUCUCAAUGAAGCAAUCAGGAUGUUUCCGCCUGGGUUCAUGAUUGACCGCAAAUGCAACGCCGAUGUUGAAAUACAGGGGGUUCGAAUACCGAAAGGGGUGACUGUUUUAUUUCCAAUGUGUGUUAUUCACCGAGAUCCAGAGAUCUGGUCAGAGCCAGACAAGUUCAUGCCGGAAAGAUUCACCCCAGAGAACAAGUCAAAAAGACAUCCUUACGCGCACCUGCCUUUUGGACAGGGUCCCCGCAACUGUGUCGGAAUGAGACUGGGCCUGCUGGAGACAAAAGUUGCAGUGGCGGCCAUCUUGCAGAAGUUCAGCCUAUUCCGCUGUCAACAGUCAAAGUACCCCGUGGUUCUCGAGCAGUUUCGGAUGGCGGCUAAGUACGGUGCCUGGGUCAAACUGGAAGCUCGGACAUAA